Aspergillus costaricaensis CBS 115574 is the source of this 2519-nucleotide messenger RNA. RefSeq names its product DUF2457 domain-containing protein. NCBI's taxonomy places the organism in Eukaryota, Fungi, Ascomycota, Eurotiomycetes, Eurotiales, Aspergillaceae. The record is from RefSeq and is a predicted model, not a curated record. The transcript has a single exon. Bases 151 to 2319 code for a protein of 722 amino acids.
CUGAAUACCCUCAUAAUAACUACUUACCGCCACCAUUCCGUCGAGUCACUAUACUACCGCCAACCCUCCACCUAACCUCUUGACACAACCUCUCUCACCUACUCGUUCCUGUCUUCCCUCUCACUAUUAAUAUAUCUAAUCUUCGAAGGGAUGGCGCACUUGCGUGGUGGUGAACGAACAUUUGCCUCAAUACAUAACCUACUGAAGAUGCUACUCUCACCUCAUCAGUCCAGCAAGUCUGCCCCUCAAGAAGCUGACAUGGUUGAGGACAUUGAUGAGCCCCCUGAUCAUCGGUUCUUGAAUACCUCGAUGAACAACAUGGACGACGGUGUCGUUUACGUCAAGGCCCCCGCUGCCAUGACUGACCGCAAGGAGUCCCUCCUCACCCGCGCCCUUAAGAGCACCCCCCCACAAAGCCCAGCCGACCGUCAUUCACCAUCUCAGGAGCACUCCUUCUACCGCUCCUACACCUAUACCAACAUUAGCGGCAUCUCUACAGCCGAGUUGACCAGCGAUGGUGGCCUCACAAGCCCUUCUCUAUCCAACACACCCAGCCCGCCUCUGCCCUCUCACUUGACCAACGCCACGUCUUCGAUGGGUGAUAAAAGGAAGGCGGAGGCUGUGGAAGUUGGCGAGUCGGCCGUCGAGGCGAACCUGGGACGCAAGCGGUGUAUCAGCUUCGCCUGCGGACGCAAAGCUCAGGAGCAGAAGCCACAAACUCCUUCACCACAGCGACCUGUCACGAAGAUCAAUGACGCCAGCGUUACACCAACUGAACCCAAGCGGAGGACCGUUCUCACCUUUGUUUGCCCGGCACGGGAUCCCGAGACUCGCCGGGAGCGGUCGCCACUUCGCAGUGGCUGCAGGCCGCGUCCCCGCGGAUCACCUGCUCCCAUGGCGCGCAAGGCCUCUCCGGAGAAGGCUGCUCCCUCACCGGUGAGCAAGGCUCCCCAGGAGCAGAAGAUCGAUCGCCGCGGUGUCCCGACCAAGGGGUUGGGUAAGUUCGAAGAGUCCGAGGCUACUCGCUUUCACGAAUUCGCCAGCUCCGUCGAGGAGGAUGACGAAUGGGUAACGAAGUCUGGAGAGUACCCGGAGAAGAUUACGCUUAAUGAUUGUAUGAAGAAGGAGAAUGCCAUUAGAAAGCUUGGAGAGGAAGCGGAGGAAGAGGCACUCGAAGAAGAUGACGAAGAUGAUGUCGAGGAUUCUGAUGACGAUUCAACAGUUCACGACUUCUCUUCUGACGAUGGAAAUGAAUCGGAUAAUGAAGCCGGCUUUGCGGAGUCGGACGAGAGCGAUGAUGGUUCGGAAUACGAUUUCUGGGCUCCGACCAGCACUACUGCUGCCACUAGCCCUCAAAACAUCGACAUUGCUCGCCACCCCUUCAGUCGUCGCGACUCGAACACGUCUUUCGAUUCUGCCAACGAUGUGCAGCAGCAGCAACGAUGGUCACCUGUCUUAGCUGCUAAGACAACUAGCCGAUCGCCCAUGAAGAUCCCAAAGCUGCGUCCUGGCACACCUAACCUUCCUGACAGUACGGACUUCGUCUGCGGAACUUUCGACGAAGACCGGCCUUUGGAGGCUGCCUACAAGUCUUGCAUCGAGCAGCGCCGUCUUUCCAAGCAGAUUGUCAUCCCUCAAGAUAUCGAUCCCAGCUUUCCCACUUCGGAUCCCGAGGAUGAGGAGGAUGAGGAGGAUGAUGUCGAGGAAUCUGUCAUGGAUGAAGGACCUCGGGGACGGACUGGUAGAGACUCUGCGCAGAAGCCUUCUCCUCGUACGUCUCCCAGACGCAUGAUUUCACCUCCGCCUCGCCGUCAGGGCCGUUCCUCGCCAAAGCGUCUUCGCUCUCCGCCGCCGCCGAUGAAGCUGCGGUCUUCGAAGGAUGACCUGGCAUCUGCAGACGAGGCUCCUACUGUCCCCUCGCGGGGACUGAACAUCAGUGAAUUGGUGCAACGGCCCGCGAUGUCUCGUACCAAGUCCUUGCCUCGGACGCCCAACCCUUUCUUUACUAGCCUGGACAAGUCUCACCGCUGGUCUGGCAUUGUCCCCGUUUACGAAUCGCCGGAGCGCGAGUCGUCACGCACCCGUGAGGUGCACACCAGAGGCCCCAUUGAUAUUGUUGAGGGUCUCGAGAAAAAACGCCAGAAACGCAAGGAGAAGUUCUGGCGUCAGCAUUGCCGCAAAGCUGCCAAGGAGCAGAUGGUACGGCGACCGAUCCCCGGAAAAGGUGCUGAACGGAUGAAGGAGCUUGGCCUCGAAGUUGCAGAGAGGUGCAGAGCUUACGGCGUUGGAGAGAACGCCCAGCUCGUCCUAUCUGUUUAGACCUCAAAUUCCGCACGGGAUUCGAUAAAUUCUUGUACAUAGUUCGAAUUUUUCUUAUCACCCUUUCAGUCGUCCACUUUCAUGACCAGUGGAUCGACGAGGUGUACAAAUCCCAAUUGAGCGCUGUUCGCUACACCCUUGUCUUCGAUGUUACUAUUCUUGUCCUCACAACGUGUCCAUCGGAUUCCUAUUCGCACGGA